CGUUCCUCAUUCUGGCGAGGGUCUGUGAAACCCUCUCUCUCUCUCUCUCUCUUCAUCUCACCAUUUCUCUGCUUUUUCCUGUUUUGCCAUUUUCUUGGAAUUAUUUUCCCUCCGGUCGUCGUUGAAAUUUCCGACGUAAUUCCCGGCGACCAAAUCAUGUCGAGGUUUAUCGCCGGCGAUUAGCCGGGGACCUGACGGAUCUGGCCCAUUCGAAUGGCGUCAGCCCUUUUGGCAAGUCGAAAUGAACCGUCUUGGGGCGAACGCAAGGUUUAUAUGAGGAAAUACGCCAACACAGCCUCCAAUAAUCCUCUCCUUAAGCUCAACCCUAACCCAAACCCCAACCCGUAUCAGAAUCCGAGCUUUAGCAGGCAAUUAUAUGUCCCAACCCGGCAGAGUAAGGGGUCGGUGGCGCCGUCCGUGUCUGACGAUACGGCGUCGCCGCCUCGGAAAUCGAUGAGCCUGAACGAGACGAAGGAUUCUGAGUCACGUGGAGGCCACGUGACCUUCAAUCUCGCGGCCUUCUCGAGGCAUGAGCUGGCGGACCUGAAGAAGCGCCUCAUCUCGGAGCUCGAGCAGGUCCGGAGCCUCUUGACCCGGAUCGACUCCGAAGACUUGGGGUCCCGGUCCGGAUACCUGGCGUCUAAGCCUCCGCCUCUUCAGCUAAACGACGUUGUGGACUCACCCAAGCACAAAGAGAAGAGGACGCCAAAGGCGAACCAGGCAUAUCCCUCGUCGGAGUUCCUGACCGCCGGAAAGACCAAGAAGGCGGGUCCGAAGAGCUCUGGCAUCAAACGGCCCAACCCGUUUGGGUCGGGCAAAGAUCUGAAGCGCCCGGCGCUGGACCACCCCGACACCGAGAAGCUCAACGCCAUCAUGAUGAAACGGUGUGCUCAGAUCUUGAGCAAGCUGAUGAAGCACAAGUUCGGAUGGGUCUUCAACACGCCGGUUGACACCGUCAAACUGGGACUCCACGAUUACCACAAGAUCAUCAAGGCCCCGAUGGAUCUCGGCACCGUCAAGUCCAAUCUGGACAAGAAUAUCUACUCUUCGCCGCUUGAUUUCGCGGCCGACGUGAGGCUCACCUUCAACAAUGCCCUAGCCUACAACCCUAAGGGCACCGAUGUCAAUUUAAUGGCGAGCCAGCUCUUAUCCUUGUUUGACGAAAUGUUCAACCCGGCGUACCACAAGUUUGCGGCCGAACAGCGCCGAGUUUCAACCACAAUACAAGAGCCACGACCUAGGGUUUCGACUCAACAGCCACAGAGGCUUGCAUCUGGUCCUGUGCCGGUGGCGAUUGCGAAGAAAUCAGAGACAUUACCACUGCCAGCUCCGCCACAGCCAAUGCCGGCUCCAGUUCUGGUUCCAGCUCCAAAGGCGAGGCCGGUGAAGCUGCCUAAGCCGAAGGCGAAGGAUCUGAACAAGAGGGAGAUGAGCUUCGAAGAGAAAGCGAAGUUGGGGGUGAGUCUGCAGAAUCUGCCUCAGGAGAAGAUGGGGCAGUUUGUGCAGAUUAUUCGGAAGAGGAAUGGCCAUUUAGCGCAGGAGGACGACGAGAUCGAGCUCGACAUCGAGACCAUCGAUACGGAGACGCUUUGGGAGCUGGACCGGUUUGUGACGUACCAUAAGAAGAUGGUGAGCAAGUUGAAACGACAAGGGCUUUUCAUUCAAAACAACAGCAAUACCCAGGUUUCGGCUGAAACCCAGAUUGGAAACAAGUCCCCGGUGGUGAGCGAGGCGGUGGCGGAGGCGGUUCCAGCGCAGAAGAGCAAAAAAGUGGAAAUUGGGGAGGAGGAUGUGGACAUUGGAGAGGAGAUUCCUAUGGGAAACUUUCCACCUGUGGUGAUUGACAAAGAGGAUGCUACUGCUUGUGCCAGUAGUGGGUCUAGCAGCUCUAGCGGUUCAAGCUCUAGUAGCGAUUCCUCUUCCUCUAGCGGUUCUGAUUCUGGGAGUUCUUCAGCCAGUGACUCCGAUGCGGACAGCGUGCAGUCACCGUUUGUUGAAUCAAAAGAAGCUCAGGGGAGCUGAAGUUCUUCAGUGUGCAGUAGGAUUAGUUUGUGAGAUGGAGAAGCUCAAGCUUACCCAGAAGAAAUUGAUUGUAGACUACGGUAGUGGGUGAGAAGAUUAAGGAAGUGGGUUUCGUUUGCAUUGUUGCUUUUUGGUGUCAAUGGUGCCGGAUUGAACGAGGGGCCGAAGAGGGAAAACUCGGGUUGCUUUGGUGUGUGGUUCUGUAAAAAGUAAAUGACCAGUUAAGGAGCAGCAGUAGAUAGAGAGGAAUGAGAAAAAAGCUUAGGUGAGAGAGAGAGAGAGAGAGAGAGAGAGUAGAGUAGUGAGGUAGGUGUAGGUUUUUUCUUUUUUUAGUGGGGGGACUGUAACAGAGGAGGAGGGAGGAGGAGGAAGAAAUGGGAUAAUUUUUUGUAGCAUACAAAACAACCACAUGAUUUUCAGAGUGGUCAAGAAGAAGCAAUAGCAGAAAACAUGUACAGUGAAGAAAAUCAUCAUCUAAAACACAAGGCAAAUGAAUAGUUUGACCUCUUUACCCUAUUUUUGAAGGGCACGGCAAUGCAUGCCUUUUCCUUAUCUGUCAACACUACUUUAUUAAAGCUUUUUUACUUUA
Molecule: messenger RNA, 2611 nt
Organism: Corylus avellana
Lineage: Eukaryota; Viridiplantae; Streptophyta; Magnoliopsida; Fagales; Betulaceae
Product: transcription factor GTE7
Molecular function (GO): protein binding
Source: RefSeq, a predicted model, not a curated record